Messenger RNA from Aspergillus udagawae, 1842 nucleotides. Its product is annotated as transient receptor potential ion channel family protein. Bases 1 to 1842 code for a protein of 613 amino acids. The transcript is spliced from 2 exons. Lineage: Eukaryota; Fungi; Ascomycota; Eurotiomycetes; Eurotiales; Aspergillaceae. Gene Ontology annotation, biological process: fungal-type cell wall biogenesis; transmembrane transport. The record is from RefSeq and is a predicted model, not a curated record.
AUGAAUUUACUAUCGCUCGUUUUCGGCUUUCUAGCCCUCCUCCGGCUCUUCCUCCCCGCCUCGGCCACCCGACUCAUCGAAUCCAACGCCCUGAAUAUCUGUCAAGACAGCUCGAAUUUCACGGCAACCUAUUUCAAUGUCCUCUUUACUCCAGAUAAUCGCACUUUGGUCUUCAGUUUCGAUGGCGUAGCCUCCAUCUCCGGCAAAGUCACCGCCGACCUCAUCCUGUACGUCUACGGAUAUGCGAUUCCCCAGAAGACGCUCGAUCCGUGCAAGACGGACAAGAUGAAGGGAUUCUGUCCGAUGAAUGCGGGUCCAAUCGAUGUUCCGACCGCCUCGAUCCAGGUCGGGAAGGAUGUUGUCGAUCAGAUUCCCGGCAUCGCGUAUACCGUUCCUGACCUUGACGCCACUGUCCGGAUCUACGUCAACUCCAGCGCAACAGGCCAAAGCAUCACCUGCGUCGAGGCGCGCCUCUCCAACGACAAGACCGUCUACCAGGCCGGAGUCGGCUGGACCACGGCCAUCAUCUCGGGCCUGGGGCUGGCCGCGUCGGCAUUCACCUCGACACUGGGCCAUUCGAACGCGGCGGCCCAUCUCGCCGGCAACACCCUUGCGCUGUUCAGCUUCGUGCAGGCGCAGGCCAUGGUCGGGAUGCUGGCGGUGCACAUGCCGCCGAUCGUGCAGUCGUGGACGCAGAACUUCCAGUGGAGCAUGGGGGUGAUCAAGGUCGGGGCGGUGCAGAAGAUCGGAACGUGGUACCAGCGCGCGACCGGGGGUACGCCGUCGACGCUGCUGAUGCGGCUGUCGACUACGUCGGUGAAUGUGCUGAAGAAACGGAAGCGCGAUGUGGCUGAGAGCUCGACGAACGUGAUCGUCCGCGGUAUCAAGCGCGUGGGGCUCAAGGCUGCGAUCGAAGAUACGAACCUGUUCCUGACUAGCAUUAUCAUCUUCACCUUCUUUGCCAUGGUGGUUAUGAUUAUCGUCCUCCUUUUGAAAGUGGUCAGUGCCGCGCUGGCAAAAAAGGGACGAACGGGGCCCGCAUGGGGGUUCUUCCUCGCGGAAUGGGACGUCGUGGCCCGCGGGGUUCUAUAUCGGCUUGUCUUCAUCGGGUUCGCGCCGUUGAGCAUCUUCUGCCUCUGGGAAUUCACGCAGCAAGACUCGCCGGCGGAGAUCGUGGUGGCGGCCUUCAUCCUAGCCUCGAUCAUCGGGGCGCUAGUCUGGGCCGCCGUCAAGAUCAUCCUGCUCAUGCGGAAAUCGAUCUCGAUGCACCGCAAUCCGGCCUACGUUCUAUACUCGGACACCACCUGCCUCAACCGCUGGGGCUUCCUGUACGUGCAGUACCGCGCCACCGCCGCCAGCUUCAUCCUGGUCAUGAUCGGCUACCUCUUCGUCAAAGCGCUGUUCAUCAGCCUGGGGCAGUCGGUGCCGAUCGUGCAGACGGUGGCGCUGCUGGUCAUCGAGGGCCUGAUGCUGAUCGGGGUGAGCGUCGUGCGCCCGUGGAUGGACAAGCGCACCAACACGUACAACAUCGCCAUCGCUGCGGUGAACUUCCUCAACGCGAUUUUUGUCCUGUUUUUCUCCGGAGUGUUUGACCAGCCGGGCAUCGUCUCCGGGGUCAUGGGCGUGUGCUUCUUCGUGAUCAAUGCGGCGCUAACCCUAGUUCUGAUCUUGUUGGUGAUCUACGCGUCGGUCAUGGCGGUCAUCUCCAAGAGCCCGGACACGCACUACAAGCCUAUGCAGGAUGAUCGCGGCUCGUUCAUCCAGUCCAAGGUGCGUCUGGAGUCGGAGCUGGAUGAGCUGGCCGCCGCGGCUAGGGGAGACAUGCAUGAAAUCAAGUCUUAA